This is a messenger RNA of Trichomycterus rosablanca, 4126 nucleotides long. It is a transcript of the gene slc4a4b, whose product is annotated as solute carrier family 4 member 4b. Gene Ontology annotation, cellular component: plasma membrane; basolateral plasma membrane. Bases 297 to 3578 code for a protein of 1093 amino acids. Gene Ontology annotation, molecular function: monoatomic anion transmembrane transporter activity; sodium:bicarbonate symporter activity; solute:inorganic anion antiporter activity. The record is from RefSeq and is a predicted model, not a curated record. The transcript is spliced from 26 exons. Gene Ontology annotation, biological process: transmembrane transport; monoatomic anion transport; bicarbonate transport. Lineage: Eukaryota; Metazoa; Chordata; Actinopteri; Siluriformes; Trichomycteridae.
AGGAAAGCGUGUUGUCUUUUUAUUUUACUUUGAAUUAUGACUGACAAGGGAGAUUAUUUCGCUUCAGUUUGUAUAGUUAGUGAAAUUCCGUUGGACCCGGACAGAUAAAGUACAAACACGUCAAACUGAGUAAACUUUGCUGAAGUGCGGUGCUUCGUCUGCACUACUUUACAAACUUUAUUGUUGAAUUUCGACGUUUAAAUAUCUACGAGCGCAAUUUCUCACAGUGACAGGAAGACUCGUGGUACUUCCAGUCCAGAAACACACUUUUAAACACACAGAGAGGAAGAAGCGAAAUGAGCGACAAACACAAAAUCGACGAUGAGGCUGUGGUUGACAGGGGAGCCUCGUACGUCAAAAACCUGCGUGACAAAGAGGAGGUUGAGGGCCAUCAUACAGUGUACAUCGGUGUAAAUGUGCCAAAGAGUUACCAUCGCAGACGGAGACACAGAAGACGUUCAAGUCAAAAAGAAAGGCGGGAACGCAUCAAUGAAGGAGCCAGUGACAAAUCGGACACGGAAAUCGUGGAUGAAUCUGCCUCCAGCAUCCUCAAACCCCUCAUCUCCCCGGCUGCUGAGCGCAUCCGCUUUAUCCUGGGCGAGGAGGAAAGUGGUCCACCCCCUCCACAGCUGUUCACCGAACUCGAUGAGCUGCUUCCAUCCGAUAACCAAGAGGUCGAGUGGAAAGAGACCGCCAGGUGGAUUAAAUUCGAGGAGAAAGUAGAAGAAGGUGGAGAGAGGUGGAGUAAGCCCCACGUCGCCACUCUUGCUCUGCACUCCCUCUUCGAGCUGAAGACGUGCAUAGAGAAGGGCACCGUUAUGCUCGACAUGGAGGCUAAUUCACUGCAGCAGAUUGUUGACAUGAUCACAGACAAUCAGAUCGAGGCAGGGCUGCUGAAGCCUGAGCUGAAGGAGAGCGUCACAUACAUGCUGCUGCGCAAACACCGACACCAGACCAAGAAAUCUAACCUGCGCUCGCUGGCUGACAUCGGCCGAACCGUGUCCAGUGCAAGUCGGCUGUUUUCAAACCAGGAGAACGGUAGUCCAACCACACCACAUCGCAACCUGACCUCCAGUAGCCUUAAUGAUCUGUCUGACAAGCCCGAGAAGGACCAGUUGAACAAUAAAUUCAUGAAGAAGAUCCCACGGGAUGCGGAGGCGGCUAACGUACUGGUGGGUGAAGUUGACUUCCUGGACGCUCCGUUUGUGGCAUUUGUGCGUCUGCAGCAGUCUGUCAUGCUCGCAGGCAUCACUGAAGUCCCCGUGCCCACAAGAUUCCUGUUUGUUCUCCUGGGGCCCAAAGGAAAAGCCAGAGCGUACCAUGAGAUUGGUCGAGCCAUUGCUACGUUAAUGACAGAUGAGGUGUUCCAUGACAUUGCAUACAGGGCAAAGAAUCGGGCGGAUUUACUGGCUGGCAUCGAGGAAUUCCUUGAUGAAGUUAUCGUGCUGCCACCUGGCGAGUGGGAUCCUGACAUUCGCAUUGAACCCCCAAAAUCCGUGCCGUCUGCAGACAAACGUAAAAACAACCUCGCAGCUGGGGGUGGAGAAGGAUGCCAGGUAAACGGUGACGCUCCUCACGAAGGAGGCGCAGGAGGAGGAGGUGGAGGUCAUCAUAUUGGGGAGGAACUUAAGUUCACUGGCAGGUUUUGUGGUGGUCUUAUUCUGGACAUCAAGCGGAAAUUGCCCUUCUUUGGAAGCGAUUUUUACGAUGCCCUGAACAUCCAGGCCUUGUCAGCAAUCCUGUUUAUAUACCUUGGAACCGUAACCAAUGCCAUCACCUUUGGUGGGUUGCUAGGAGAUGCCACAGAAAACAUGCAGGGAGUGCUGGAGAGUUUUUUGGGCACAGCGCUAGCAGGAGCAGUAUUUUGUUUGUUCGCUGGUCAGCCUCUCACUAUCCUCAGCAGCACAGGGCCGGUCCUUGUGUUUGAGCGCUUGCUCUUCAACUUCAGCAAGGACAACGGCUUUGACUACUUGGAGUUCCGGCUAUGGAUCGGCUUGUGGUCAGGUUUUCUGUGCCUGGUGCUGGUGGUGACGGAUGCCAGCUUUCUCGUAAAGUACUUCACACGUUUUACUGAGGAAGGCUUUGCAUCUCUUAUCAGCUUCAUCUUUAUCUAUGAUGCGUUCAAGAAGAUGCUCAAGCUCGCUCACCACUAUCCCAUCGACUCCAGUUAUACCUGGGACAUGGUCACACAGUAUGACUGCCGCUGCAUGCCGCCCGAUGGAAACCAUUCUGUACUGGAUGAAAAAAUUGAGGCUCUGUACAACUCCACUGGACAGCAGCCCUUGAAUGCCACCUGGUCAUCACUAACUCGGUCAGAGUGUUUGGAGUGGGGUGGAGUCCUAAAAGGCGAAUCCUGUGAAUUCGUUCCUGACAUUACGCUGAUGUCAUUCAUCCUGUUCUUGGGCACAUACAGCUGCUCCAUGUCCUUGAAGAAGUUUAAAACCAGCGGGUUCUUUCCUACCAGGGUGCGUAAGCUGAUCAGUGACUUUGCCAUCAUUUUGGCCAUCCUGAUCUUCUGUGGGAUAGAUGCACUUGUUGGAGUGGAUACACCAAAACUAAUAGUGCCAAGUGAAUUUAAGCCUACUAGUCCAAACCGCGGCUGGUUCGUGCCCCCAUUUGGAGGUAAUCCCUGGUGGGUGUACCUGGUCUCUUCUGUACCUGCACUCCUCGUCACCAUCCUCAUCUUCAUGGACCAGCAGAUCACUGCUGUCAUCGUCAACAGGAAGGAGCACAAGCUCAAGAAAGGUGCUGGCUACCACCUGGAUCUUUUUUGGGUGGCCGUUCUGAUGAUCGUCUGCUCUUUCAUGGGCCUGCCGUGGUACGUAGCAGCCACCGUCAUCUCCAUCGCCCACAUCGAUUCCCUUAAAAUGGAAACGGAGACGUCAGCACCCGGCGAGCAGCCCAAAUUUCUUGGAGUCAGGGAGCAAAGAGUAACUGGAAUUGCUGUCUUUCUUCUAACUGGCCUGUCUGUCGUUAUGGCUCCUAUUCUGAAGUUUAUUCCCAUGCCUGUGCUCUAUGGUGUCUUCCUCUAUAUGGGAGUGGCAUCUCUAAAUGGAGUGCAGUUCAUGGAUCGCUUGAAGCUGUUAUUGAUGCCAGCGAAGCACCAGCCAGAUUUAAUCUACCUGCGUCACGUUCCCCUGCGCCGAGUUCAUCUGUUCACAUUUGUCCAGGUUCUGUGUCUUGCUCUUCUGUGGAUCCUGAAGUCUACAGUAGCAGCCAUUAUCUUUCCAGUAAUGAUCUUGGCCCUGGUGGCUGUGAGGAAGGCGAUGGACUACGUUUUCUCGCAGCAUGACCUUGGCUACCUGGAUGACAUCAUGCCUGAGAAAGACAAAAAGAAGAAAGAAGACGAAAAGAAAAAGAAGAAGAAGAAGGGGAGCAUCGACAGCGAUACCAAUUAUGAAGUAAGUCGACGUCUUUCCUCAGUCCAUACUGAAGCUCUGGGUUUUUUCCUUUCCAAGUCUGUAUCAAGUCAGGAUCUGAGCCAGUUGAAGAAGUAUGUGCCUCCAGUCAGAACUGAUGUGGACACCAGCCGCAGCAAAUUUCUCUGGGUAGCUCAAAAUGAUGAAACAGCUUUUUAGCCCCUGUAUUGUUUUUACUACUGAACUUUCUGUCACAGUGAGUCAGGCUAUGUGUACAAACAUCAAUACAACUGUAAAAUAUUCUUUAUUGCUUACCUUUAUCUGAGCUAUGACAAUCAAAAUAUGAUGAUUCAUUUUGGCUGCUCUGUUAGGGGUCGCCAAAUAGACAAAUAAAACUUAAUCAGAGAUCAAAAUGACCUUUAAAAACAUCUGUAGUGAUUUUUAAAGAAUUUUAGUAAAACACAAAAGUUUCAUGAUUGAUUUUUUAGUUAUUGAAAAUGGGUCACAUUAAUCUGAACAAAAUUCAAUGACUUCAAAUUGUUUUAAUCAUUUUCUCUCAUUUAAAUCAUAUAUUAUUUAGCCAUGGUCGGAACAAAGGACCAAAAUAAAAAUUUUCUUUUUUGAUAUAUUUUAGAUAUAAAUUAAUAUAAGUAACACAUCCUGCAGUUUGUGAGUAGUAGUAGCAAUCUUUUUUAAAUUUUGAACUUACAAACCUGAUUUCCAGAAGUUUUGUAAAGUUUUGUGACAUUUUGUAAAAUGCAGUAAAA